CUGUAUGAUCUUCAACAAAGAUAAAUACCGCUUCCACUACUAUCAGCAAUGCAAAGCAAAUUAGGCUCUAUAUGUCCAUGGCUUCUUUUAUGAGGUCACUACUAUUCUUUUUUAUCCUAAUUGCUCAAUUCUCAAACCUAAACUCUUCUUGGGAACCCAUUGAUCCCACAAAGGGGUUCCUUUCCCUUCCUCUAAAUCGAUCCAAUUUUGUCAUCCAAAGACCCUAUAAUGUGCCCCGAGAUCAAAGAUACAGCUUCAUCAAUGGAGUUCACAAGCUGUGGGUCUUAUCCACGGAUAAGCCUUACUCCCCAAAAAGCAAAACUAAUCCUCGCACUGAGAUCCACAUUGAUGGAUACGACUAUUCCUCCGGGGUCUGGCAAUUCGAAGGACACGGCUACGUCCCAUUCGGGACGUCAGGUGUCUGCAUCAUGCAGGUAUUUGGUUCAAGUCCUCCCCAAGCCACCACCCUGAUGCUCAGGGUCUACAACGGCUCGCUCACUUACUACAGGGCUCCCGUUCUGGUUCCGCACAUCUACGAUAGGUGGUUCCGGCUCAACGUGAUUUAUGACGUCGAUGCUUCCAAGGUCCAGGUGUUCAUCAACGGCAUCCUCAUCUACGAAGCUCCGGGACACGGCGGGGGUUCGCAUUAUUUCAAGUGUGGUGUUUAUGCUCAAAACGAAAAUUCCGAUCGCAUGGAGUCUCGUUGGAAGAAGAUCAAGAUCCUCAAAAAAAUAUGAAUAGGAUUCAUGUCUGAUUAUCGUCAUUGUACUGGAAUAAAGAAUCAAUAAUCAACAAUAGUGACUCGAACUCACUAUUGUGAUAGUGUUCUUAUGUUAAUAUUCCCUCUUCAUCAAACGGUUGUUAGUGCAACCCAUCCAAACCCGAUGUAAAAUAAGAAAUUCUGAAUUCGAAU
This is a messenger RNA of Rubroshorea leprosula, 913 nucleotides long. The record is from the annotation of a GenBank genome assembly. NCBI's taxonomy places the organism in Eukaryota, Viridiplantae, Streptophyta, Magnoliopsida, Malvales, Dipterocarpaceae.